AUGACCGCAACUCGUACUGAGCCAGGGCCUUCGGCCCAACCGAAUCUGCGAGUCACGAAUACUUACCUAUAUCUUCUAGUCAUCGCUGCCGACGGCUUGUACAAGCGAGAUGUAUUUCGUCUACCCGAUCCUUUUGCCGUAGCUACCAUCAAUGGCGAACAGACCAAGACCACGACCGUCUCCAAACGUACGCUCAAUCCUUAUUGGAACGAGAGUUUCGAUUUCCGAGCAACCGAGGAUAGUAUUUUAGCAGUACAGGUCUUUGACCAAAAGAAGUUUAAGAAGAAGGAUCAAGGUUUCUUAGGCGUUAUCAAUAUCAGGAUCGGAGAUGCUAUCGAGUUAGCAGAUGGGGCUGAUGACCAGAUGCUUACACGAGACUUGAAAAAGUCUACGGAUAACCUCGUCGUUCACGGAAAACUGAUAAUCAACUUGUCUACAAAUCUAACUACUCCUGCUCGCCCUACGCAGCAACCUUCGUCAGCAAGCUCUAGUCGACCUUCCCUGGCCCCGCAGGCUUCUACUGUUAGCGCCAAUAGUGCGUCUGAACGACCGACUUCUUCGGCAUCAGGUCCAAACGGACUUGCGCCAGGUGCACAGAUGUCCUUGCCGUUGAGGCCUAAUGGCGCAAACCCGCCCGCGAUUAACGGCAACGGUGCACAAGCUCGACCUGGAGCCCAGAUGAGCCCCUUUGAAGACGCCCAAGGUCGCCUACCCGCUGGCUGGGAGCGACGCGAGGAUAACCUGGGGAGAACUUACUACGUAGAUCAUAAUACGCGAACCACAAGCUGGAAUCGUCCAACCCAAUCCGGUACUUCCGCAGAAAAUCGCGGCGAAAGAGAAGCGGCUACUCAGGUUGAACGACAAAGGCAUCAGAACAGAACCCUACCGGAAGAUCGUACCGGUGCCAACUCUCCAACUCUUCAGCAGCAACAACAACAGCAGCAGCAGCCGCCGCCUGUUUCUAGUAGCGGUUCUACGCAUAGCCCUGGUCAAAGUACUUUGAUGCAUACCGGCGCUACUAGCCCUGGCACUGGCGAGCUUCCGCCUGGCUGGGAACAACGUUGGACGCCCGAAGGCCGGCCUUACUUUGUUGACCAUAAUACUAGGACUACCACAUGGGUGGAUCCCCGCCGCCAGCAAUAUAUUAGAAUGUAUGGUGGCCAGAAUAAUUCCAACGGAACGAUACAGCAGCAGCCCGUCUCACAACUCGGACCACUACCUAGCGGGUGGGAAAUGCGAUUAACUAACACGGCUCGCGUUUACUUCGUGGAUCAUAAUACUAAGACUACUACUUGGGACGAUCCCCGACUACCAUCAUCCCUAGAUCAGAAUGUACCACAGUAUAAGCGAGACUUCCGAAGAAAGCUGAUUUACUUCCGUUCGCAACCCGCUAUGCGGAUACUUUCAGGGCAAUGUCACAUGAAAGUACGACGUUCUCACAUUUUCGAGGACUCAUUCGCGGAAAUCUCACGACAAUCCGCAACUGAUCUCAAGAAGCGCUUGAUGAUUAAGUUUGACGGCGAGGAUGGAUUAGAUUACGGUGGUCUCUCCAGAGAAUUCUUUUUCUUAUUAUCGCAUGAAAUGUUUAACCCCUUCUACUGUCUUUUCGAGUAUUCCGCCCACGAUAACUACACCCUCCAGAUUAACCCUCACUCCGGUAUUAACCCCGAACAUUUGAACUACUUCAAGUUCAUUGGUCGCGUGGUUGGUCUGGCCAUUUUCCACCGACGAUUCCUGGACGCAUUCUUUAUUGGUGCCCUUUACAAGAUGAUGUUAGGCAAGUCGGUGGUUCUUGCCGACAUGGAGGGUGUGGACGCGGAUUUCCAUCGGAGUUUGCAGUGGAUGCUUGACAACGACAUUUCUGGCGGUAUACUCGAGCAGACUUUCUCUACCGAGGACGAGCGAUUUGGCGUUGUGACAGUGGAGGAUCUUAUCCCUAACGGCCGGAAUAUCGACGUUACUAAUGACAACAAGAAGGAAUACGUGGACCUUAUGGUCAAAUGGCGUAUUGAGAAGCGUAUUUCAGAGCAAUUCCAGGCCUUCAAGGAAGGGUUCCACGAGCUUAUCCCCCAAGACCUGAUCAACGUCUUUGAUGAGCGCGAGUUAGAGUUACUAAUUGGUGGUAUUGCCGAUAUCGAUGUGGACGACUGGAAGAAGCACACCGAUUACCGGGGCUACACGGAGAGCGACGAAGUCAUCCAGUUUUUCUGGCAAACGGUACGGAGCUGGGAUGGAGAGCAAAAGAGCAGGCUGUUACAGUUCACGACGGGUACUUCCCGAAUCCCCGUCAACGGGUUCAAAGAUCUUCAAGGUAGCGAUGGGCCGAGGAGGUUCACUAUCGAGAAAGCAGGCGAAGUUGGUAACUUACCGAAGGCACAUACUUGCUUUAACCGCCUAGACCUGCCCCCAUAUAAAUCGUUGGAGGCGUUACAGAACAAAUUAACUACGGCGGUGGUGGAGGAGACGAUGGGCUUCGGACAAGAGUAA
Molecule: messenger RNA, 2487 nt
Organism: Daldinia childiae
Lineage: Eukaryota; Fungi; Ascomycota; Sordariomycetes; Xylariales; Hypoxylaceae
Product: putative E3 ubiquitin-protein ligase hulA
Exons: 7
Coding region: 1-2487 (828 amino acids)
Biological process (GO): ubiquitin-dependent protein catabolic process
Molecular function (GO): protein binding; ubiquitin protein ligase activity
Source: RefSeq, a predicted model, not a curated record